AUGCAACGAAGUGCAGCUGAAGGUUACCAACAAGCCUCGCUUUCCGAGCAAAAGGUGGACGGGGAAGACUUCAUUCAAACAGAUGUCUGCCCCAAAGCUGGAAACGUCAUCUUGGAUUUAGGCUGCGGUACAGGAGAGCUGUCUGCAUACCUUGCUGAGUUGGUAGGACCCGAAGGAAAGGUUAUUGGUGUCGAUCCUGACAAGGAAAGAAUUCAGCUGGCCCGAGAGUCUCACAAGCAAGUCAAAAAUCUCUCUUUUGUAGAAGGGAGUGCUUCAAUCUUGCCACUGCAGACUGGCUUGGGGCCCUUCGAUAUUAUUUUCAGUAGUUAUGCCCUUCAUUUUAUGAAAAACAAGAAGCAAGUCUUCGACAACAUGUUUAACAGUCUUAAAGCUGGAGGGAAAAUAACGAUUAGCUACCAGGACUGUUUGCCUCCGUUUGAGUUCAACGCUUACAUGCUGCUGAAUCCAGAGAAUGGAGAACGUAUCUGCAACGAGAUGUACCAAUGUGAGACUAAAACCAAGAUUGAACAUUACUGUUCAUCAGCUGGAUUUCAAAUUGUCAAACAUGACAAAUUUUGCGCCUCAAUUGUUUUUGAGUCCAUCCAGAGUCUUCUGAAGUGGCACGGGUCUGUUACACACGGCGUAUUGGAUCUUUCGCUUGUCACUGAAGAGCGUUUACAGAAGUAUCUCGCUCCAUACGUUGGCGAAAAUGGGAAGCCUUCCCUGGAUUUCCGAGGAAUUAAAGAGGAAUCCCCUGUGUACCGAUUGGUGGCCGUCAAGUAAGUCACAAACGCCCAAGAGGAAUACAAUGGAUAAGAAAAAAAUCCUUAAUGAUAAUGUUCUGCCUUAACUUGUCAGUAGCAUUUGUUUUAACUGUAUACUCACACUUUGCGACCUGACGACAAUAUCCUUCCAGUGGCAGAUUAAAUUAGUAAUUAUACUAAUUUCUAAAACUAAUAACACCAGCUCUUUACAAAUUAAAUCUAUUUGUUGUUGUUGUUUUUAUAAUAGUAUUUGGAAAAUCAAACUGUUUUUUCUUCGAUCCUAUAAAAACUUGAGAAGUGUAGAGCGGUUUCGCCAACUUGUCAUCAGGCGCUGCAGUAAAAAAAAAAGAAAACCUUAUAAUGCUAUAAUAAAGACAUAUACACAGGAAUUUACUGCCCCAUGACUUUCAUUUGAAUGCUCACUGAAUCAGGGUUUUCUAUAACAUUUCAAAGUAGGGGAUUCAUACGUGAAACAAACGGUCGUCUUGGAAAGUCUAAAUUUGGACUUCCAAUCUAGACAAUCGGACGUAAACCGGUUGUCUGUGCGAGCUUUCUAGUUGCCCAUGGCGCGAACUCCAAAGCGAAUCAAAAGUUUGAUUUCCUGAAAAGCCAUUUCCAACUUUCCUGGAACCUGAAUUGGUUAACCGAGAAGGUUUUUGGAAGCUCUAAAAGCUAAAAAUGCAUGACUCAACAGUACCUUUGAUAAAAAAGAUUACAAAAUUACGCGAUUCUUUUACUCUUCAAAAACUAAUUAGGGAUAUACUACUUGACUUGAGAAAGGUUUUUCAAGCAAAGCACGUUAACCACCAAACUUAGCGACUUUCCUUAAGAUUUAUCUGGAAUUAUUUUUAAGUAAUCCACAGACUCCCUAACCAAGUACCACAGCAAAGUAUACUGCUCAGUAGUUCUCACUGGAAUGGCACCUUCGGGAUUAAAUGAUCCUUAAUACGUCACUCGCCUCAAAUAUCAUAUCGGAAGUUCCAAAGCUUUCCUAAAGAUCUCCAAAGAUUACCAGUUAACUGAUUACUCAUGGGAAAAAGCAAAAGAUGCUUUCCUGUUCAUUUUAAAAGUCGUUUCGGCUUCUCACGAAACAAAAUAGUACUUCAUGCGUUAUGGCAAUCCGUAGUCUAUUAAACAGUUUUCUAACGAAAAAAGUCCACUUAGAAGAAAAAAAGGGAUUAAGAAACGGUAUUGGAAUCUGGAGCAGGUUUCAGGGCAUUUUUAGAGGAAAUUGAAUUGAUUUUGUUCAUUAUAAACGUAUUUUUUACUUCGUGAGUGAUCUUUGGUGCUCUUUAGUAAAGUUUUGGAGCCUCCGAUAUUAUAUUAUUUUGAGAUGAGUGCGGUUUAAAUCUUGUCUCUUAACUCUUUGGCGGUUCUUAUAAGCCAUAUGCUCUGCGAAGGAAAAUUGUCGAAAUUGGCAUAAAAUGUCUAAAAAUCCUAUGAUAUUUAUCAAAAUUGGUGACGUGUGGUGUAAAAUUCGUUCGGGCUCUGAUAGGCCUUCAGCUGAGAGCGCCAUCAUCGAUAGAUAUGCAAGGAAUGAUGUGUGGACGACGCUGACCGGUACUGAAGGGGACAUCAAAACAACAAACAACUAAACGAAAAAAAAAAUAAAAAAUAAAAACAAAAUGUUGAGGAUAACAUUUUUCGAAACUUUUCCGAAGUUUCAAGCUUCUUGUAACAGACAAACAAAUAGCAAAUUUUGAGAGAAUUUACCAAAAUCAAAGUCAAAUCAUUGGAAUAUCCUGUAGUUUUCUAGAAAUACCGAAAAAAUAAUAUUCCUGACCUGACUUUUGUAGCAGGGACUAGUUAGCCAUCAACACAGGAAUAAGUAAGCCAAUCACAAAGCAGCCUGGGAACGAGGGUCUUGAUUGGUUGGUUAUAAGGUUCUGGUUGAACCAUAACCUUCAUGGCCUCAAGAGAGCAAGAGCUUACUCGCAGGCUAAUCUUGAUCCUGAAUCAAGUAAAAACCUAUUGGUGGCUACUAACAUUGUGAUAGAUCACAUUAUCAAAACCGUA
Molecule: messenger RNA, 2780 nt
Organism: Porites evermanni
Lineage: Eukaryota; Metazoa; Cnidaria; Anthozoa; Scleractinia; Poritidae
Source: the annotation of a GenBank genome assembly